UGUCAUCGCUGUCUGUCAAAAAGUUACCAGCCUGAUUACGAACACAGGUUAGAAUAAGGAUUGUAAACAUUAUUUUAUAAGUAAUUUAUAUCUUUCAGUAGAUUGUUAUCGUAACUAUUUGUAAAUGUUACAAAAAAAGCAUUUAAUCAGUUUAGAAAAAUGAGCUGCACCAAGGGAAACACUAACCGAACUAGAGCUCAAAAACACCAAAAUAAAACUGCAUUCAAAAAUAACUUGCAUGACACUAGUAAGAAAACUAAAAUCUUAAAUUCAUUAGAAGUAACGGGGGUAUGUACACGAUGCAAGGAAAUCAUUGAAUGGAAAAUUAAAUUUAAGAAAUAUAAACCACUGGCUGCACCUAGAAAAUGUAUUGGGUGUGAACAAAAAACUGUUAAAUACGCUUACCAUGUGCUUUGCACUAGUUGUGCCGCUGAUAAAAAAGUUUGCGCAAAAUGUAAUAAAGAUAUCAAUAGUAUUCAAGAAGAAAUCGAACAAAACGGGGAUACCAAUGAAAUCAAGCUAAAGUCAAUGUUAAAGAGUUUGCCAGAAAGAAAGCGCAGAACAUUGUUAAGGAUUUGGAAAAAACAAGAUGAAAGUACCAGUGAUGAUAAAUUGUUACAAAUUGAAGAUUUAUUGUCAAAAUUAGAUAACAGCACAGAUGAUGACUUUUGUGGUAGUCUUUCCAGUUCGGAGCAGAGCCUUUCUGAGAAUGAGAUUGAAUAAAAGACCAUUUUCCUUAUAAACGUUUAAUUUGCACAUUAUUAGAAUUAAGACUAAAAAGUUAUUCAUACAUCAUUCAAAUUAAUGGCAACAUUAAUUCCUUGUGUAAGUAGAAAUGCGCAUUUCAUUACAUUUUUGUAGUACAAGGAGCCUUAAUGUAAGUGGCCUCUUAAAAAUACCAUAUUUAUUCUGGCGCGUAAUCCUUGUUUUACAAAAUCACACAAGGUUUAAAUUAGUUAUUAAUUUGUUUUAUGUACCAUAUAUUUUUAAUGUGCUAUAAUUAUUUUACUUAUAGUUAUUAUAUCAAGGAAAAGUUUUUACAAGAGUGGGACAUUCAUUAAUAUUCCAAACAAAUGAUAUUAAAGAAACUGGUGGUAAAUAAAAAAAUAUUAUUAGUUUGUUAUAAUUGAUUUUUAAUUGGGCGGAAGUGUCCCGGGGUUCAUUUUACAUUUCUAUGUAAAUUUAUAUAAAUCAACAAUUUAUUUUUGUUUAUACCAUUACAAUAUUAUAAAUAAA
Messenger RNA from Papilio polytes (common Mormon), 1236 nucleotides. RefSeq lists its product as uncharacterized. NCBI's taxonomy places the organism in Eukaryota, Metazoa, Arthropoda, Insecta, Lepidoptera, Papilionidae. The transcript has 3 exons. The record is from RefSeq and is a predicted model, not a curated record. Bases 160 to 723 code for a protein of 187 amino acids.